Molecule: messenger RNA, 2281 nt
Organism: Tripterygium wilfordii
Lineage: Eukaryota; Viridiplantae; Streptophyta; Magnoliopsida; Celastrales; Celastraceae
Product: probable L-gulonolactone oxidase 6
Exons: 4
Coding region: 226-1968 (580 amino acids)
Cellular component (GO): membrane
Molecular function (GO): D-arabinono-1,4-lactone oxidase activity; FAD binding
Source: RefSeq, a predicted model, not a curated record
GGUUAUAAGUGCCAGUUCAUUUGGUUUUCGUAACAAACAAGAUAAACAUACAAAUCCAUUUUUUCUUACUAAAAAAGGAUCAUCAAAGACCUUGACUUCAAAGCAUGAUAAAUGGUAAAACUCCUUAAUUACAUUCAUAGAAUAUAAUCUCCUCCGCACCACACCGCUAGUGUAUAUAUGCCAAACACUCACAGGUCACAAGACAGAUAGAACAAGAAACCAAUCAUGCCACUUGCGAGACUCCUUCUCUGCUUCUGCUUCUGCAAUCUCUUCCUAACAGUGACAUGUUCCCCGCCGGAGGAUCCCAUCAAAUGCUCAACCAAGAACACAACCUGCACCAUCACAAACUCUUACGGGUACUUCCCCGACCGGAGCAAAUGUCAGGCAGCCAGCGUCGCAUACCCGACCACCGAACAAGAACUCAUUUCGAUUGUAGCAAGCGCGACAAUCUCUAAACAGAAAAUGAAAGUGGCAACUCGAUACUCUCACAGCAUUCCCAAGCUUGUUUGUCCGGACGGUCAAGAAGGGUUGCUCAUAAGCACCAAGUACCUCAAUCAUGUAUUAAACGUCGACGUUUCAUCCGCGACGAUAACUGUAGAGAGUGGUGUCACGCUGAGGCAGUUGAUUGAAGAAGCUGCCAAGGCGGGGUUGGCGCUGCCAUACGCACCGUAUUGGUGGGGAUUGACUAUCGGUGGGAUUAUAGGGACAGGUGCGCACGGUAGCACGUUGUGGGGUAACGGUAGUUCGGUACAUGACUAUGUUGUCCAAUUAAGAUUGGUUAGUCCUGGUGGACCUAAGGACGGUUACGCGAAGCUGCGAACGCUUGAUACAAGAAAUAUGGAUCUGAAUGCAGCGAAGACCUCGCUCGGAGUCCUUGGUGUUAUUUCACAGAUAACUCUAAAGUUGCAACCUAUGUUCAAGCGAUCGAUAACGUUUACGAUGAAGGAUGAUGCUGACUUGGCAGAUCAAGCGGCAAGUUUUGGUUAUCAACACGAGUUUGCAGACAUGUCAUGGUAUCCUAGUCAACGCAAAGUUAUAUAUCGAGUUGACGACCGUUUACCCAAUAACGUGUCUGGCAGUGGCCUAAAUAAUUACAUUCCAUUCCGGGCUACAAAUGCAGUUACCCUCGCACUGGUCAGAACCACAGAGGAAACUCAAGAACUAAUAAAUGAUGCUAAUGGCAAGUGCGUCGGUGCAAAGACUAUCAUAACUACAUUGACGACCAGCGCAUUUGGAUUCACCAACAAUGGUGUUUUAUUUACGGGGUAUCCAGUGAUUGGAAAUCAAAACCGCGUACAAUCAUCAGGGAGCUGCCUCGAUAGUCUUGAAGAUCUAAAGACCACGGCCUGUCCAUGGGACCCAAAAGUGAAAGGUGAGUUCUUUCACCAGACGACAUUCAGCAUUAGCUUGUCGGUGGUGAAAAACUUCAUACAAGACGUGCAAAACUUGGUUGCACUAGACCCUAAAGCACUAUGUGGUCUAGAACUCUACAAUGGAAUCCUAAUGCGCUAUGUCAAGGCAUCAAGUUCUUACUUAGGCAAACAAGAAGAUGCAGUGGAUUUCGAUAUCACAUAUUACAGAAGCAAAGACCCCAUGACUCCUAGGCUUUAUGAAGACAUAAUUGAAGAGAUUGAACAAAUGGCAUUGUUCAAAUACGGUGCAUUACCACACUGGGGAAAGAAUAGGAAUAUUGCAUUUGUUGGGGCAAUAAAGAAAUAUAAGAAAGCUGGAGAUUUUUUGAGAAUUAAAGGAAUUUAUGACCCUUUAGGGUUGUUUUCUAGUGAGUGGACAGAACAAGUGCUUGGAUUGAAGAAUGGGUUGAUAAUAGUCAAAGAAGGGUGUGCACUUGAAGGGUUGUGUAUAUGCUCAGACAACAUUCACUGUGCUCCCAAAAAUGGCUACUAUUGUAGACCAGGAAAAGUGUAUAAGGAUGCAAGGGUUUGUAGCCGUAUUAUAAGUUCGUCUUAGAAGCAUUGAUUCACAUGGACUCAAUAAUAUUUAGAUACGGAACGACCUCUAGCUUAGCUGGUAUAACAUUCCCACACCUAGACAAUAGUUCUAGGGUUUCAUCCCCUCCCCGUCCAAUAUAUCAAAAAAAUAAUAUUUAAUUACACUAGUGUAUGGUUUAAUUAUAUGCCGUUAUCAAUUUGUCUUCGAUUUAUAUUAUGUUGGCAAUGAAAGUUGACUUGCUAGCUAGCUAUGUAUUGGAGUAACUUAUGCUACCGCAGAUUCUGCAUGUAAGACUAUAUACUUUGAAAUAAUUAAUAAUCUAUUAGCAUCA